Molecule: messenger RNA, 2030 nt
Organism: Penicillium pulvis
Lineage: Eukaryota; Fungi; Ascomycota; Eurotiomycetes; Eurotiales; Aspergillaceae
Product: TFIIH subunit TFB1 family protein
Exons: 2
Coding region: 120-2030 (636 amino acids)
Biological process (GO): transcription by RNA polymerase II; nucleotide-excision repair; transcription by RNA polymerase I
Cellular component (GO): transcription factor TFIIH holo complex; transcription factor TFIIH core complex
Source: RefSeq, a predicted model, not a curated record
CUUGAAGGUCUCGACCUUCUCCUUCUCCACUCAGCCUCAAACUCCGAGGUUCUGCCUAUCCCGAUGGGCGGUUUCGUUGUUGCUGCUCAGGACAGUGGAAGCUGUCGAGACACGUGACGAUGGCACCUCCGAGCGCAGCUGUCUCUUUCAAAAAGAAAGAUGGCAGUCUGAGUCUGACCGAAGAUGAGGCGACGCUGGUCUGGACCCCCGCUGAAGCGAGUGUUCCGGGACAAAACAUCGCUGUGUCUACGAUCACCAAUUUACAGCAGACGCCGAUCUCAAAUCCAAAAGUGAUGCUUAAGGUCUUUGCCACCGCUCCAAAUGCCCCUCCUAAUAGCGAUGCCAUUGCCUAUACAUUUUUAUUUACCGCGCCGACGAAUGCACGCUCGCAGGCCGACGCCUUCAAAGAUGCCCUCAGCGUUCGGGUUAAUGCGGGGAAAGCAGGGACACCUUCACAGACGUCCACGCCAGUUCCCAGUGGUGGGGCGGGGGUUUCAGCAGCUAUGGCGAUAGCAAAUGCUGUUUCGUCAGGUGGAUCAGUCCAGAACCCGUGGGACGAUGAUAACCGCUUGAAGGGUGACGUGGAGCUACAACAGUCUCUAUUGAAGGCUGACGCUAUGUUACAACGGAUGUUCAUGGAGUCCUUACACACAAAACCGGACACUUUAUCUUCUGGCCAGUUCAUGUCACAAUUCUGGUCUACCCGGCUGCACCUUUUACGAGCUCAUGCGAUCGAACGCGCCCAGACUCGUGGAUCCUACAACGUGCUCUCAUCGUUGAAGCCGCGUGUUGAGGAAAAUGUGACUCGAUUGAAUAUUAGCAAGGAACAAAUCCAGCUUAUUUUCUCGCAGCACCCGCUUGUUAAGCAUGUUUACGACGAGAAUGUUCCCAAGCUGAGCGAGCAGCAAUUCUGGUCGCGAUUCUUCCAGAGUCGAUUGUUCAAAAAGCUGCGUGGAGAGCGGAUUGGAGAAGCGGACGCCACCGACGCUGUGCUGGAUAAAUAUCUUCGUGAAGAAGCCGCCGUCAAAGAACGUGAGGCCAAUAUGCCACACUUCCUGGAUCUUGCGGGCAAUGAAGGGCAUAACAGUCAACGCCGUGGAAACCGGCCGGACCUGGACAUGCGCCCCUCUGCCGUGGAUAAGGUUCCUAUCAUCCGAACUUUGAACAGCCUCAGUGAAAAAAUUAUGGCCAACGUGGCACCUGCAGAUGGCGACAUCAGUGCCCCCAUUGGGAUGAACGAGGAAGCAUGGGCAAAAUUGCAACUGCAGGACCUCCGUGGAGAUGAGGAGCAAGCUCGUAUUACUCUCAACAUCCGUGACCAGAACCGUUUCUUCUCGGCGGCAAAGGAUGAUGACCAAAAUCGAGCCCUCGCGAAACAGGACCCUGAUCAAGUUUUACAGCUCCUUCGCACAGAGGUCGCACAAAACCUCCCGCCCGGCGGAGCUACAGCUCUCCAAAAGUUAGUCGAUCCUGGUGACGAUGAAGAUGAGGAGAUGGAAGAUGCCCCUGCUAGCCGACGCCCCGUUGGCUCAUCCGCGGCCUUGCAUGCCGCAUUUGCCCAAAUUCUCGACGCAGUACGUGACCAACGUAACCAGAUGACCGAGACAUCAGUAUCCGACACCUACGGGCUUUCUCCUGCACUUUAUGAUCGACUAACAUUGACGCACGCGACCUCGACCGAAUUUCUGCACCAAUUCUGGCAAGCCUUCCUUUCGGGCGACUCCGAUCGUGCAGGUGAGGUCCAGUCAUUAUCGGAAUCAUUGCUCCGUGCGAAGGCACGGAUUGAAGCCGUCGCAGAGUCUGCAGAGGCAGAACGUCAAGUUGAAGUUGACCGCGUCAAACAACAUGCGCGCGAUGUGUUCGAGCGCACUGGACGUAAGCUGCGACCGAACCUGGAUAGCAUUGAGGGCGGCGCAAAAGCAGUUAAUCAGCUGCUUGGUCCCACAUUGCAUGCCUUAGAGUUAGCAUCGAAGCAAUACCAAACGGCUUUGGCGGAGGAAACGAAAGAAGCGGCGACAUUGUCUGUGUAG